Messenger RNA from Phasianus colchicus (ring-necked pheasant), 5620 nucleotides. RefSeq names its product poly(ADP-ribose) polymerase family member 8 (gene PARP8). The record is from RefSeq and is a predicted model, not a curated record. NCBI's taxonomy places the organism in Eukaryota, Metazoa, Chordata, Aves, Galliformes, Phasianidae. Gene Ontology annotation, molecular function: NAD+ poly-ADP-ribosyltransferase activity.
AUUCCCAUUAACCUCUAAACGAUAAUCUCUUUUAUUUUAGUCCAAGAGAUAAUGUCUACAAAUAUGGUGUAAUGUACCUUUUGAAAUUAAGUGGAAAUUCAUUACAUUUCAGAGAUGUAUUGAACUGAAAUCCAUACAGUUGUGUAUUGGCUUAGGCAAUGAAUGAGAUAAAUGUCUAGUUGCCAAACUAUUAACUAUGAAAUUGAGAAUACCUUGAUAAUGUGCUCCCUAAGGCUUCUAAAAUUGGAACAUGGUAUGUAACCUUUCAAAAACUUUAAUGCGUCUAAUUUGUUGAAUCAGUGUUUCAUUAUGACCUCCUUAGGCUCACUGUAGUAGAAAUUGGCAUUUGUGGCUUUUGGCAUGUAGAAAACUUUCGUGCUUCUUGCAUUCAAUUACAGUGGAAAAUACUUAUGAAUUCUUGGAAAUGAUAAACACAGAAUUAAGCAUUCAGUUUCAUCCCUCUCCAACAGCUCCACUUCUCUGAUUGCAACAAGCUUAUCUAACAGUGAGACCCAUGAAAAUGCAUUUCAUAGAGAGCUGACCUUAUUUUUGUGGUCUCCUACUGUCAGAAAGGGAACUUAACAUAUUAAAAAGCAAAAUUCCUGCACCUGCAAGCUUCUCAUUGAAAAAGUGUCAACCGAUGUUUGAAAAACUGAGAGUUAAUGCACUUUUAUACCAGGUGUGCUCCAAAAGCAUUGCCUCUUGUUCUGUUAUGUUGGCCCAUGACGUCAGAAGCGGAUGGUCGUAUGGCAAUAAUGGUUGAACCUUCCCGACAGGAUUCUGUUACAUUUUGUUGCCGUGCGACAGAUGAAACAUCAAUGAGCAUAAGUUAAAUCUGCACCUUGGGAACUUUAGCAAUACUGCACACAGCAGAUAAAAUAACGUAACUAUUGCCUUGAGCGCAUUGUGGGGCAAUUGCUACCUUUUGACAAGCAAAUACUUGAAUGUAUGAAGCAAUCCCACAGGGAAUAUGGAGCCAUUGAUGAUGUAGAUAUUGAUCUGCAUAUUGAUGUUAGCUUUCUUGAUGAAGAGAUUGCUGUUGCUUGGGAUGUAAUUCGCACUGAGCCCAUUGUGGUGCGAUUGCACUGUUCACUUACACAGUACUUAAGUGGUCCAGUGCCAACUGUGGAUGUAUUUCAGAUCUCUACUAAAGAAAGAUUUGGUCUGGGACAUCAGCUGAAAAAAAUAAUGCAGACAUUUGUAACACAGCAGUGGAAGAAUAGCAAAGAGAAAUCUAAUUGUACGCACAAUAAGAAGGUGUCUGACAAAAAGGUGAAAUCCCCUCUGCACAUCUUUUCUACAUUGCGCAGGUCGCCAAGUUAUCCUCCACCUGGCUGUGGUAAAAAUAAAUCAAAACUGAAGUCAGAACAAGAUGGCAUCUCCAAAACUCACAAGCUACUGAGAAGGACUUGCUCCAGCACAGUUAAGGCAGAGGAUGUGUGUGCCACAAAAUCUCACAGAACCUUUGGCCGCUCAUUGUCUAGUGACCCCAGAGCUGAACAGACAAUGGCUAUUAAAUCGCACAAACUCUUGAACCGUUCUUGCUCUGCAGCCGUCAAGCAGGAGGAGUGCAUUACUUUAAAGCCCCACAAGUUAUUAAGUAGGUCAUGUUCUGGGGAUCCUCGAUGUGAGCACAACAGCACCUUGAAGCCCCACAAACUUUUAAGCAGGUCUUACUCUAGUAAUCUUAGAAUGGAAGAAUUGGAUGGAUUGAAGAAUCACAAAUUACUCAGCAAGACCUACUCCAAUGCCCCUAAAUCAUCCAAAAUGGAGCCUUUCAAGGAGUCCAAUAUAGCAGAGGGCAGGCGGCUCUCUCUUACCUCAGGGCUAAUUGGUAUCUUAACACCAUCUUCAUCAUCACCUUCACAAGCUGCUCAAAACUAUGGUGCAAAAUGCAUUCCGGUACGAGACCGUGGCUUUCUUGUGCAGACUAUUGAAUUUGCUGAGCAGCGGAUACCAGUAUUGAAUGAAUACUGUGUAGUUUGUGAUGAACCGCAUGUGUUCCAGAAUGGCCCUAUGCUGAGGCCCACUGUUUGUGAACGGGAGCUCUGUGUAUUUGCUUUCCAAACACUAGGAGUAAUGAAUGAAGCUGCUGAUGAAAUUGCAACUGGGGCUCAGGUAGUUGAUCUAUUAGUAUCAAUGUGUCGGUCUGCAUUAGAGUCACCUAGGAAAGUUGUUAUUUUUGAGCCAUAUCCUUCUGUAGUUGAUCCUAAUGAUCCUCAGAUGCUGGCCUUUAACCCCAGGAAGAAGAAUUAUGACCGAGUCAUGAAAGCAUUGGAUAGUAUAACUUCUAUUAGAGAAAUGACACAGGCACCUUACUUGGAAAUAAAGAAGCAGAUGGAUAAACAAGACCCACUUGCACAUCCUCUUCUACAGUGGGUUAUUUCUAGUAACAGAUCACAUAUUGUGAAGCUACCAGUGAAUAGGCAACUAAAGUUUAUGCACACUCCCCACCAGUUCCUGCUUCUCAGCAGUCCACCAGCCAAAGAAUCCAAUUUCCGAGCUGCUAAAAACCUUUAUGGAAGUACCUUUGCAUUUCAUGGUUCACACAUUGAAAAUUGGCAUUCCAUCCUGAGAAACGGCUUAGUUGUUGCUUCCAAUACGAGGCUGCAGCUCCAUGGUGCAAUGUUUGGAAGCGGCAUCUACCUUAGUCCAUUGUCAAGCAUAUCAUUUGGUUACUCAGGGAUGAACAAGAAGCAGCAGAAGGUGUCAGCUAAAGAUGAACCAGCUUCAAGCAGUAAGGGCAGCAACACAUCACAGUCACAGAAGAAAGGACAACAGUCACAAUUUUUGCAAAGCCGUAACUUAAAAUGCAUAGCCUUAUGUGAAGUGAUAACCUCAUCCGAUCUGCACAAACAUGGAGAGAUUUGGGUAGUUCCCAACACAGAUCAUGUGUGUACAAGGUUUUUCUUUGUUUACGAAGAUGGUCAAGUGGGUGAUACAAGUAUAAAUACACAGGAACCGAGCAUUCAUAAAGAGAUUCUUCGAGUCAUUGGCAAUCAAACUGCUACUGGUUAAAAGGACCACUCUUAUUUAAUUGAUGUGGUUUGGAAGCCUUCCUCAGUCUCAAAGCUGGAUUUUGAACUGAAGAAGAUGCAAAAAAACCCUAAUUUAUUAUUAUUAUUCUAAGCAAAUUAACCCUUUGAAUACUUACUGUUUUCUUACUUAGUGUUUCUUAUCUCAUCAAAAUACCUGAGAUGGUAUGAAUUAACAACUGUUGGGGUGCAAAGUCGAUUAACAUACUACAACUAACAAUAAUUAAACAGGAAUUUGGGUUGCUCACAAUAAACAGACUUUAAAAAAAGGAGUUUUGUGCUGAUAUUUUUAUAUUAAAUUAUUCAGUUGGAGGUUUUAGUACUGUACACUGGAAUUUUAAAUUUAGAAUGACUGAAUUAUGUGCAAGUGAGAAGAUUUUAUAGCGGAGCACUUGUAUUAUGCAGGAUACUUUGCAAUAAGUAAAAUAUUCUCAUAUUUAAACACAAUGAAGAGUUGUCUGGUACAUGUCAAAUCAAAGAGAUUGGUUACCUGCAGCUAUCUUCAAUUCAUUUCAUUUUACACAGGUGCAGGCAGGAUUUAGAAUCAGAUGUUAAAACAGUGCAGUUUUGGCAUAAUGUGUGAAACAAAGAAAACUAAUGACUCUGAGGAUGUAUGUUGAAACACCAUAUCCACUCAGCAGCUCAAUUAAAAUUUUUAAUUAAGCAAGCUUAGCAAACAUCUAGAAAUCCAGAAGCUGUUAACUUUCUUCUUACAAAUUUGUUUUUUAUAUACUAGAUUUGGUAAGUUUUUUCAAAUCGGUAGGGUCCGUUAGCUUUUCCAUCUUGACUUCUGUGAGAUUACUCUGUGGUUAAAUUUGGCCAGAUAGGUAAAAGUACCUGCUAAAUUAGAGCUUUAACACAAUUGAGUUAAUUGUUACUUCUACAUCAGGAAACAUAAACACAAAAUAUACUGGUAUCAACAGUGAUAGUGAAAGUCUUUUUAUUAAUUUAUUCCUAAGGAAAAACAAACCAGUUCACAUCUUUGGUGUUUGAACUAGCAGCUACUUUUUCCAAGUAAGCACAAUGGCAACUUAGGUCGGGGCCUAGUUUCCAAAGCCUAAAGCAUAUCCUGUGCACUGGGCAGCCCUCACAGCAGCCAUCCUGCAGCAUCUCACCUUAAAUAUGGAAAGCAAUUCAACUUGCCUGUCUGUGCCCUGAGAAAGGGCGCAUCGAAAAGUAAAAAUAGCCUAAAUGCUCUACUCUAUUAAGUUAUCUUUGUUAAAUAGCAGUAGCAGAGGACCAGCUAGUGUUUUUCUUUUAAAUAGAAGUGCAUUAAGCAGAUUAUGUUCACAUUUACUCCUUUAUUCUUUAUUUACUCCUCCCUUAUUCCUUGCUGCAAUUGAAAUGCCCUGCAUGUAAAAUGGUAUUGUUGUAUUUACCUGGAGAUGUUGUUUUUUUGUGUGUGUGUUUCAGACUUGCAGUGAACCUCAGUUUUUCGGGGAUCACGUCCAGACUUGUCAACCAAAUUCUUUUUUCGAAGCCCCAUUUUGCUCUUCAGUUUUUGCUAUUUGACAUUCACCCUUAUUUGGCAGACCCCUCAUUUGAGAACCAGUACCUUAAUUGUUAUUUUUUAUAUUGAGACACUGGUUAACUUUUUGAAACAAAGAAAAUUCCUGAAAUAUUUCAGUCUACAUAAAGACUGCAUUAGUUUGGGUAGCUGCACAAAAUCAGCAUAGUUCAGAAGUGGAGCUGAAAACCUGGAGUGCCCAUCCCUCCAUAGUUUGUCCUGCAGUAUGUCCAAAUCACUCUCUUUUUGCAGAACACAGAAAGACACUAGAAAGUCCUCAAAGAUGUCCUGCAUUGACUUGUUUAGCUUAUAGUUUGCCAGUACGAGAGGCCUCUUCAAAAUAUAGGAAAGAACAAAAUGUAACCAUAUAUAAACUGGUGAAGCCAAAUAAGCAGGCAUAUUUUCUUAGGUCCCUGAAGCUGCAGCAGAGUCACAAGUGAACCCAUUUAGAAGAAGCUGAGAGGUGUAGCUUUAGAAACCAAAGAGUGUAGUGAAUUAGUCUUGCUUUGCACAGUGAUGUCAAGUUGCUUGCCAUUUUUUUUCCCUCAUAAGUACUGUCAUUGAAAAGGGGAGAAAAAACAUAUAUCUGCUGAAUUUUAAGACUGCUCAAAAUAUUGUUGUAUAUGGAAGAAAGGGGAAGUGUGAAGGAAAGCAGAGCUCAGAGGUGUAUGAGAAGACCUUGCUGUUGUAGAGUGGCAACAAUACUUCAAGGAGCUUUGAGAGCAGUGGCUGAAGUCUUGGAACAACAAAAGAUGAUCAAGAAUAAGACAUAAUAUGAGCACAGGCAUUACAAUUCACUAACAUGUACCAUUAGCAGCUCAAAUCCCCCCAUUUGCGUGGUGGGGAAAAGGGAUGGGGCUAACAAAGCAGCAGUAUUAUGCCUGGGGGAUCUGGGCCAAUUAGAAAGUUGGCAAGGGCACUGGGACACUCCAAAGACUCAAGCCCAGUAUUGCAAGCAAAGCAAUGGAAUUAAACGACAGUUCACUUGCUAGACAGUAACUUAGUCAAUUUUUUAAUUAGCCAAAAUGGGAAACCUCUUGGUUACUUCAUUUACUGGUGAAAAUAAGUCUUCAUAUUG